Parnassius mnemosyne (clouded apollo) is the source of this 2205-nucleotide messenger RNA. The record is from the annotation of a GenBank genome assembly. NCBI's taxonomy places the organism in Eukaryota, Metazoa, Arthropoda, Insecta, Lepidoptera, Papilionidae.
AUGGGGGAACCUGGAGUUAUUAGAAAAUUGGAUGAAGAAGUUGUAAAUCGUAUAGCAGCAGGUGAAAUAAUCCAAAGACCGGCCAAUGCUCUUAAAGAAUUGAUAGAAAAUAGCUUAGAUGCUCAUGCUACAAAUAUUAUAAUUACUGUAAAAGCUGGAGGCUUAAAGUACUUACAGAUUCAAGAUAAUGGAACUGGAAUUCGGAGCGACAAUUUGGACAUAGUAUGCGAGCGAUUCACAACAUCCAAGCUACAGCAAUAUGAGGACCUUCAGGAAAUCAGUACAUAUGGUUUCAGAGGCGAAGCUUUAGCCAGUAUCAGCUAUAUCUCGCAUCUUACAAUACUUACAAAGACUGCUGCAGAUAAAUGUGCUUACAAGGCCUCCUAUGAAAAUGGCAAACUAAAAGGGCCAAUAAAAGCUAGUGCGGGAAACAAUGGCACACAAAUCACAGUCGAAGAUCUGUUUUACAAUGUUAUAGCGCGAAAGAAAUCUCUGCGUAGCGCCGCGGAAGAGUACACGCAUAUAAUGGAAUUCGUUGGAGGUUAUGCUAUACAUAACAGUCACGUGGGCUUCACUUUGAAGAAGUUCGGUGAAAAUACAGAUAUAAAGACCGCUAUCAAAUCGUCCGUUGUGGAAAAUAUUAGGAUUAUUCACGGAAAUUCCAUAGCACGGGAAUUACUCGAGAUAGGAUUGAAAGACGACACUUUGCAGAUGUCCCUUCACGGGUACGUUACGAACGUCAACUACUCUCACAAGAAAGGCACCAUGCUCUUGUUCAUUAACCACAGACUAGUAGACUCACAGAGUAUACGCAAAGCGGUGGACUCCGUUUAUAGCACGUACCUACCGAAGAACGCUCACGCAUUUGUUUAUCUCAGUAUUGAGCUAGAUCCCAGAAAUGUUGAUGUGAAUGUACAUCCAACGAAACAUGAAGUUCAGUUUCUAUAUGAGGAGCAGAUUAUCGAAAAAAUAAAAUCGUGCAUUGAAAGUAAACUGCUCAGUUGUAAUUACUCUCGAGUUAUGUACACGCAGGCUCGUCUACCAGGCGCAACAAAUGUUGAUGAAAUAAUAAAAAAAACCACCGAUGGGGCCAAGGUGUACGCAAAAGAUUUAGUUAGAGUCAGUUCAGAUACACAAAAAAUUGACAAAUUUUUCCAAAUCGCUUCUAAACAAAUAGAUAAUAAUAAAAAAGAUUCCAUUGAAAAAGAGUUUAUAGAAGAUAAUGAAAACAAAUUAAUGAAUAAUGAACACGAAGAAAACCUAAAUGAAGCAAAUAAAAUACCGAACAUAAUUAUCGAGGAAACGGAAAAUAAUCCAGAUGUUCUAGAGAGUUCGAUUGUAAACGAACCCAAAGAGAACAAUAAAUCUACAGAAAAAUGGAAUUUACGUACUGGUGCCGACCACGCGAAUAUAACUUAUAUCGAUCCAAAAGAAUCAUUCAAAACACGAACAUUUAAAUACGAGAGGGUGGAAACUAAACUCACAAGUGUGAAACAGUUACGUAUGGACGUUGAGAACAAGUGCAAUAUGAAUCUCAGGGAAAUAUUGGCGAAUUUGAUUUUCAUCGCAUGUAUCGAUUGCCACCAAUCACUUAUCCAACAUUCUACGAAGCUGUAUUUGUGCAAUACAACGAAAUUAACAGAGGAGCUUUUUUACGAGACAAUGCUGUACGAUUUUCAGAACUUUGGAUUAAUCAAAUUGUCGAAUCCAUUGCCUGUGGAAGAACUGUUCAUACUCGGUCUCAGGUCACAGGAAUCCGAGUGGAAUCCUGAGUUUGGUGAUAUGAGAGAAAUGGUUCAACAGAUGACAAGGCUCUUGGUAAGCAAGAAAGAUAUGCUAUUCGAAUAUUUUUCUUUCGAAAUAAACAACGACGGCGAAUUAUUGGCGUUGCCACUGUUAUUGGAUGGCCACACUCCAUUUAUGGGUGCGCUACCUACUUACCUAGUUCGAUUAGUCACAGAAGUGAAUUGGGAUUCUGAGAAGGAAUGCUUCGAUACAUUUAGUCGUCAGACCGCCAUUUUUUAUUCCCAACCGAACCCAGACUCUACUCUAGAAAUGCAGAAAUCCGAGGAAUGGAAGCAAGAGCACGUGAUAUUUCCGGCAAUCAGAAGAAAUUUCUUACCACCCACUAGUUUUGUAAGCAACGGGGUAAUAUUACAAAUAGCUAAUUUAAGUGAUUUGUACAAAGUGUUUGAACGAUGUUGA